This is a messenger RNA of Drosophila obscura, 2374 nucleotides long. RefSeq names its product RE1-silencing transcription factor A. NCBI's taxonomy places the organism in Eukaryota, Metazoa, Arthropoda, Insecta, Diptera, Drosophilidae. Gene Ontology annotation, biological process: regulation of gene expression. The record is from RefSeq and is a predicted model, not a curated record. Bases 43 to 2238 code for a protein of 731 amino acids. The transcript has 3 exons. Gene Ontology annotation, cellular component: nucleus.
CUGCUGCAUAAAAUGGACAAAUGUUUUUGUUUGGCGGUUUAAAUGGAAAAUAAUACGAAUUUGCGGCCAGAGGACGCGGCCAACGGCAAGUUCAAGUGCUGCUUCGACAACUGCAACUACGAGACCGACCGUGCCUACAACAGGUGGCGUCAUGAGGCGAGCCACUCGAAGGUGGAUUUCGAGGGACGGGAGUUCAAGUGCCAUCUGUGCUGGUACAGCUCAGAUAAAGCGUGCAACAUAAAGAGACACCACCAGAACCGACAUCCGGGCUGCGAGGCACCGGCAUACAAAUCUUCGAAGCCGGCAUCUCUCGUCUGCGACGUGACGGGAUGCACCUACUCAACGAAUCGUCCGUAUGACAUGAAGCGCCACAUCCAGGUGCACAACAAUCCAGCGAGAGGCGACAAGUCGUUUAAAUGCCUGCUGUGCACCUACAGCUCGGAGAGGAAGGGCAAUCUGCAGCGGCAUCUGGACCUGAGGCACAGUGGCCUGAGUGGGAAACACACCUCAGACGAAGAGGAGCCGGAGCCAGAGCCGGACGAAAGUGUGGUGUCGAUUGUACCGUUUGAGCCGAAUGUGCCCAGAUUCCGAUAUUCAUGCGCGCUGUGCAGCUACAGCUCCAAACGGAAGGAGAAUCUGGCUCGGCAUCUGGAGCAAGAACACAAAGGCAUUAGUGGCAAUGAGUCGUCAAAUGAUGAGGAGGCGAAGCCGGACGUACUGCAGAAGGUGCAGCAGGAAGUACUGAAGAAGGUGAAGCGGGAAGUACGGCAGAAGGUGAAGUUGGAAAAUCGGCAGAAGCCCAAGCCGACUGUCAGCCAUAAAUGCUCGCUGUGCAGCCAAAGCUUCAAAAGAAAGGCGAAUCUGGAACGGCAUGUGGAUGCAGUGCACAAUUGCCCCAGUGACAAAGAGUCGUCACCUGAAGAAGAUGCAGAACUGGAGCCAGAGGAGACAGGAGACGUACGGGAGCCUAUGAAACCGUUUGUGACCAUCCAUACAUGUUCGCUGUGCAACUAUAGCUCGAACAGGGAGCCGAAUCUGAGGCGGCAUAUGGAUCAACGGCACCGUGGCGUGAGCAGAAAAGUGGUCUCAUAUCCAAAAGAAGAGCUGCCGGAGCCGGUCAAAGGGUCAAAGGGCAGCUUUGGCGCGGACAGAAAGUCAACUCUGAGGCCGCGACGGAAUGUGCGAUACAGUGGCUUGAGUGACGUCGAAUCCACAGAUGAGGAGGAGUCUGAGCCGGACGAGUUCCAGGAGGAGGAGGAGAAGGAGGUGCCGUUUGUGGGUAAAGACGGGACGGGCGGGAAAGUGGCGGUGACAACGAUAAAACCAAAACUGAAGGAACGACUGUACGAUGAGUUAUUCGAGGAAUUGGAAAAUGAUGAUAUGAUUGUUGAGGAAUGCCCCGAGGCGGAGGAAACAUUGUCGCGACUGCAGGACACCAUGAUUGGCCACAAGCAACUGAUAGCUGUCGAUUUCAAUGGCGAAUUGCACUGGUACGAGGCCAUUGAUCAGGCCGCGGAUGAAGCGCUGCAGCAGGACUUCGAGCAGCAGGAGCAGGCCUAUAUCGCGAAGCAGGAGCAUGAAUUCAUCGCGGAGCCAGAGCAGCCCAUAAUCGAGGAGCAGGUGCAGGUCAAUGUAGACACUAUGCAAAUGGAGGCCCUGGACGAUGAGCUGGCUCUGUCGAUGGCCGAGCACGAUGCCCAGGCGGAUGACGAGCAUAUGGAGUAUGUGGAACUGGUGACGACAGAGGUGCCCCCAGAGGUGACAACAGAGGUCCCGACAGCGGUGGUGACGAUAGAGAUCCCUACAGCGGUGACGAUAGAGGUGCCGCAACCACCUCAAUACCAGCCGCCACCACCAGCACCACUCACACCACCCAAGGAGCAGGCACUGAACUGGCGCUGGAGUGUACCUCAAACUGGCAAUGAAACAUCAACCAAUUCCACGGACCAUCCAAUCACCCUCACCUUGGAGCCAGUCAUAGAGGAUGAUUUUCCAUUUUGGUGGGACGACGGCGAGUACACGAAAAUGCACAAGAACACCGCCUAUCGCGAGCACCACGGCACUACCAAGGAGAACAUCCAGCGUAUCCUGCGCAUCAUCUAUGACCUGUACUACAAGCCAUUCAGAGAGGAUCGCAAGAUGUUCGAUGUCUUUCAGAUCAAAGACUCAUGGCUCUGCGCCACACGGAUGACGAGAAUGCAGAUUAUUAAAGAUAUGUACUCGAAGCUGGGCACGUAGGCAAAAACACAUCCAUACAUAGUUAGAUGUAUUCCUAAGUAUAUUGUAAGCUUAAUUUCGGGAAACGAAAGUGAUUCAAGUUUUCCUCUUUUCUUUCAACAUUUUUCAAGCAAUAUUAAAACUGUAUAAAAUUUGA